ACCAUGGCAACUGCACCAUACAACUACUCUUACAUCUUUAAAUAUAUUAUUAUUGGGGACAUGGGAGUAGGAAAGUCUUGCUUGCUUCAUCAAUUUACAGAAAAAAAAUUUAUGGCCGAUUGUCCUCACACAAUUGGUGUUGAAUUUGGAACAAGAAUAAUUGAGGUUAGUGGCCAAAAAAUCAAACUGCAGAUUUGGGAUACAGCAGGACAGGAGCGGUUUAGGGCUGUUACACGAAGCUACUACAGAGGAGCUGCAGGAGCACUUAUGGUGUAUGAUAUCACUAGAAGAAGUACAUAUAACCACUUAAGCAGCUGGUUGACAGAUGCAAGGAAUCUCACCAAUCCAAAUACUGUAAUAAUUCUCAUAGGAAAUAAAGCAGAUUUGGAGGCACAGAGAGAUGUUACAUAUGAAGAAGCCAAACAGUUUGCUGAAGAAAAUGGCUUAUUGUUCCUUGAAGCAAGUGCGAAAACGGGAGAGAACGUAGAAGAUGCUUUUCUUGAGGCCGCCAAGAAAAUCUAUCAGAACAUUCAGGAUGGAAGCCUGGAUCUGAAUGCUGCCGAGUCUGGUGUACAGCACAAACCCUCAGCCCCACAGGGAGGCCGGCUAACCAGUGAACCCCAGCCCCAGAGAGAAGGCUGUGGCUGCUAGUGACCUCUUUGCUGUGGCCCCUCAUUUGACCUUUCACCUCUGUCUGUUGGAAGCAGUACUUUUUACUGCCUCGUUGUCUUCUGUACAUCUUACUGGGUUUAAUUCAAAAAAAAAAAAAGAAAAAACUCUGUUGUAAAAACAGUUUAACAAAAUACUAAACUGCUAAACAACUAGAUGUAAUCAGGUUAUCAAAGGCAAGUAGAGUAAUAAUCUCUCCUGCAUGGUAAAUCUAGACUUUAUUUUCCCCUUGAUUGUCUUCGUGAUAGGUAUGUCACCAAUAUAUGAUUUAAACUGAGCACUGAUGCUGGACUUCAUGAUUUUUACCCUCCCUCUUUGGCAAGGUUUUGUCUCACUGUAUGGUUUAAUUUGAUAUCUUAAGCCUUUCUCCCCAUCUUUAACUGUACAAGUAUAUCUGUUUUAACCAAUAAGUUAAUUGCUGUGAAAUGACUUCUGAUGGUAGAAAAGGAGUUCUAUAACUGCUUUUCUUUUGUUUUUGUUGGAUAAAUUCCCUGUUGUGUGGGUGGCAAUUUUCUUGACAAGGUUUCUUUCUGUCUUAGCCUUGCACAGGGAAAAUAACCAUUUAUCUUUUCUCCUGUACUUAAUAGCUUUAUCCUUUUUUUUUUUUUUACACCAUUUUAUCCUUUUCUCUUUAACAGAAAGUAAAUAUGUAUAAAAUUUGAAGGAACCGAACUAACAAUACCUUUUGUGUAUAUUAUUUUAAUGAAGAAAAUAAAUUGAUUACUGGCAUUGGAACAGUAUAAAAUACCAGUUUGUACAGUAUGACCUAUAUGUGACCAUGUUACUCCCUUCCAUUUCACACAAGGAAAUAGACACAACUGCAGUUCAAAGUAAUACUGGCUCCACCCCUUGGUGCUGGCAGUGUUUGAGGAUAUUAUGCUGGAAAGCGCUCCUAGCAUCAGAGGAUUAACACUAGCAGAUUCUGUUCCAUCUUUGCACUGUGGCUUACCUGCUGAGUUUCUUAACUGUUCUUGUGCAAUUGACAGUGUGCUGACCUGCUUUUCUUUCUGUAAACCUUUUGCAUUACAGGCUGCAUUCUUGCCUUACUGUAUAGAAAAAGAAAAAAGGCUGGGUUUAUCAUUGCACAUUUUAAGCUUUUAUACCUUUAUCUUCUUGGAAUGGUCAGAUUCUGAACCAGACAGCCAGAACCGCAGGUCUGCUGUUAAGGGAUUUUAAGUUGUGGAUUUUUAACACUACAGUGAAAUAAUUUAAGAUAACCCUUGUGUUCAUAGUAUGAGGGGCUAUUUUAUGUCAUGUUGGCAUAAAUUGUUUUGAAAAAAGGGAAAGUGUUUCUAGUGGUGUUUCAUUGCUUGUGCUCAUACAGAGUAAGUUAUUAUUACUUUGCACUAGGUGGUUUGGCCACUGAAAGAAUACUGUAUUGCAAGAGACACAAUCUUAUUUAGCCAAACAUGUUUUACCAAGUUCUUCACUUCUGUUGAUUGAUUUCUAAUUGAAUUUAUGGUUUGGUGGCUGAGAAUUGAGAAGUUAUUUGAAGCAGGAUAGGUAAACCUCAGCAUAUUAUGCACUCAGCUCAACUGUUGUGUUUAAAAUACACAUUUUUAAAUCCCUCUUUACAGACACUAACGUAAAAGUACAUCUUUCCAGGUUGUAAACAUGUAGUAGUACCAGAGUGUUGUAUAGUCAAUGUUAAAUAAAAGCCAAAACUGGAAUAUGCAGAAAAUAGGAUUUGAUUAAUUUGUGGACUCGUCUUUAUUUUCUUCUUUGUUCAACUUUUUAAAAAAGAUUCCUGGCAUAGAUUGGUAUAUUCUGUUAAAGACUUAACAGUGAUCCAUUUUGCUUACACUGUUGCAUCACAAGGGAUUUGCCCAGGGACCAUGACCUGCUGGUGUGUGUAUGUAUUUACAAAGACAAAACAAACAAAAACCACGCAUUGGGAUAUAAGGUAGCAAUCACAAACUAAAGAUUACAGCUUGUUUAGGUGCAAUACCCCGAUUCCCAAAGUUAGUUACAGGGGGUCUUAUUGGUUUUUGUGACAGAAGGAUUUAUUCAAACUGCUGUACUCUUCACUUGAUGUAACAAAAUGCUAUUAAUCUAAAUAUUUGUAAAUAAAGUACCUAUAUGUAGAUUAAAUUAAAA
Molecule: messenger RNA, 2766 nt
Organism: Galeopterus variegatus (Sunda flying lemur)
Lineage: Eukaryota; Metazoa; Chordata; Mammalia; Dermoptera; Cynocephalidae
Gene: RAB14
Product: RAB14, member RAS oncogene family
Exons: 7
Coding region: 4-651 (215 amino acids)
Biological process (GO): endocytic recycling; phagosome maturation; defense response to bacterium
Cellular component (GO): Golgi apparatus; recycling endosome; phagocytic vesicle
Molecular function (GO): GTP binding; GTPase activity
Source: RefSeq, a predicted model, not a curated record